Messenger RNA from Malassezia sympodialis ATCC 42132, 1518 nucleotides. Its product is annotated as purine-cytosine permease family protein. NCBI's taxonomy places the organism in Eukaryota, Fungi, Basidiomycota, Malasseziomycetes, Malasseziales, Malasseziaceae. The record is from RefSeq and is a predicted model, not a curated record. Gene Ontology annotation, biological process: transmembrane transport. Gene Ontology annotation, molecular function: transmembrane transporter activity. Gene Ontology annotation, cellular component: fungal-type vacuole membrane; plasma membrane.
AUGGCCAAAGUCGACCUGGAGUCUGUUUACGAGUGUCCAGUUAUUGAGAAUGAUGCACCAGAACCAGAAGAAAAGGGUAUCCUGGCAACCCUGACCCGUUUGGAGCGUUAUCUUGAUCAAAAAAUUGGACUCGAGUCGGAGGCCAUCGACCGGAAGCUUCCCGAGGACCGCCGACCAGUCAAAUGGUACGAGGAGCUAAACAUGGCACUCGUAUGGGCCUCGGGUGUAAUGAACCUUGCCUGCUUUGCGACAGGCUUCCUGGGAUGGGAGUUUGGCCUAAGCCUGAAAGAAUCGCUCCUGUGCUAUAUCUUUGGUACACUCAUUGGCAGUUCUGCUACGGCCUACUGUGCCACGUUUGGGGCCGCCACAGGACUGCGGCAAAUGUCCAUCUCACGGUACAGCUUCGGUUGGUACCCUAACAAGGUGUUGGCCCUGGUCAAUGCGAUACAACAGAUCGGCUGGUCGGCCGUAGGAUGUAUUACUGGCGGACUCGCACUCAUUGCUGUCGCGGACGGCCAUCUUUCUGUCGCUGUGGGAAUUAUCAUUAUCGCGGCCGUCGCACUUGUGAUUGGAAUGCUGGGUCUGCGUGUAAUUCUGAUGUAUGAGCAGUUUGCGUGGAUCGUAUUCUUCGUCAUCUUUAUGAUCAUUUUUGGCGAGAGUGCCAAGUAUGUGGAUAACAAGACCCCGACAUCUCUGUCUGGCUCUGAGUUCAGUGGGGCCAUCUUGACACUGCUGGCAGUUGUCUACGGCUCCAGUGCCUCUUGGGCCACGAUCGCGUCGGACUACUAUGUUCAUUAUCCUGCCAAUGUGAGCCGCGUCAAGGUUUUUAUCCUCACGUCUCUGGGCCUCGCGAUCCCCACAUCCAUCGGCAUGUGCGCAGGCGCUGUCGCUGCGAGUACGCUGAAUCACAAUCAAGCCUGGAAUGAUACGUACAAUAAUGGAGGCAUUGGCUUUCUCCUACGGGAUAUGCUGUAUCCCAUGGGAUUUGCCAAGUUCCUGCUGGUGCUACUUGUUCUCUCUAGCAUCAGCAUCAAUAUCAUGAAUACUUACAGCGCCGCCCUGAGUAUCCAGCAAAUGACCCCGUUGUUAGCGCGCAUUCCUCGAUUUCUGUGGGCCAUUGUUCUGUUUGGGAUUAUUAUUGCACUGGGUUUGGCCGGCCGUGAGCAGCUCAAUUCGUAUCUGCAAAACUUCCUCAGUCUCCUGGGAUACUGGUGCACAAGCUACGUGUUGAUUCUAUUGAUGGAACAUGUGUUUGUGCGUAAGGCCAAUUUUGCCAACUACGACCUCGAUUCAUGGAACAAUAGGCACGGCCUGCCUCAUGGGAUUGCGGCUUCAAUCACAUUCCUGGUCGGAGUCGUGUGCUGGGUCAUGGGCAUGUCAGAGUCAUGGUACAUCGGUCCGUUGGCUGCCAAAUUUGGUGGCUCAGGGGGCGAUGUAUCGAACGAGUUCACUUUUGUGUUCACAUGUAUUGCCUAUUUACCACUUCGCUAUUUGGAAAUCAGGUGGUUUGGAAAGUAA